This is a messenger RNA of Zychaea mexicana, 814 nucleotides long. Its product is annotated as calmodulin. NCBI's taxonomy places the organism in Eukaryota, Fungi, Mucoromycota, Mucoromycetes, Mucorales, Lichtheimiaceae. Gene Ontology annotation, molecular function: calcium ion binding; enzyme regulator activity. The transcript is spliced from 5 exons. The coding region runs from base 83 to 532 and encodes 149 amino acids. The record is from RefSeq and is a predicted model, not a curated record.
UUUUUUUUUUUAAAAAAAGCGCUCCCUGUUUCCCUUUUUUCUUUUCUCUCUUAAAAACUCAAAGUUCAUCUGAAUUGCAGAAAUGGCUGAUCAACUUACCGAAGAGCAAAUCACCGAGUUCCGCGAAGCUUUCUCGCUUUUUGACAAAGAUAACGAUGGUUCCAUUACCACCAAGGAGUUGGGUACCGUGAUGCGCUCCCUCAACUUGAACCCUACCGAGGCUGAGCUUCAGGAUAUGGUCAACGAAGUUGAUAGCGAUGGCAACGGUACUAUUGAUUUCAGCGAGUUUUUGACCAUGUUGGCAAGAAAAAUGAAGGAUACCGACUCCCAGGAGGAGAUCCAGGAAGCUUUCAAGGUCUUUGACAAGGAUGGCAACGGUUACAUUUCGGCAGCUGAGCUGCGUCAUGUCAUGACUUCCUUGGGUGAAAAGCUUUCGGAGGAAGAAGUCGACGAAAUGAUUCGUGAGGCUGACAUUGACCAGGAUGGUCAGAUAAAUUACGAAGAGUUUGUCAAGAUGAUGAUGUCGAAAUAAACCUGGUAAUGAAUGAUUUUGUCCCGGCCACACUAAGCUUAUAUACCUUUUACUGGGGUUCCUAGCAAGAUUAUUUUAAAAACAUACUCACCAACACACACACACAUAUACUCAACAACAUCAAAUCCACACCUCUUUUAAGACUAUAUAUCUUCCACCUACAACAAUCAAUCAAUAGCCAACAAUAAAUUUUAAAUGCGCUCUUUUUACUUUUUUUGGAUCGCGUCUUCGAAGGCAUUUGUAAUUGGGUUUUUUUUAAGAAGGGACGUCAACUAUCAUGAG